AUGGCAGCGCAGUGGGGUAGCAGACUCUUCUGGCUGCUGCUGCUGGUUGCGUCUUGGAGAUGCUCUGACAUCGGCUUUCUGCUGCGUGGGGCAGUCCCGAAUGCACAUCGCAGAGAGCUCUUUCUACUGACGACCUCUGCCACACAGGUUCUGAGACCAGGUGCUGCUUCUGCAGAGGGCUUUGAUCCUUUCGGCGAACAGCAAAAGAAGAAGGCACCGAAAGACUUGAAAAAUCCCCCGCCGGACGUGCAGGUCACAAAGAGUGGCCUCAAGUACAAGAUCUUGAAGCCUGUGGACUGUGAGUCGGUGAAGUGUUCAAAGCCCAACAUUUUUGACAAAGUCUCUGUUGACUUCACAGGUUACGAAUUAGACGGGCGGAUCUUUGACUCAAGCCGAAAACGGGGGCGCCUGACCUUUCCAGUGAGCCAAGUUAUUCGUGGCUGGACCGAAGGAUUGCUGAACAUGAACGUUGGGGAGACGGCGCGGCUCUGGAUCCCCAGCAACCUCGGCUUCGGCUCGGCGGGGAAAGGUGGCCCAGCAGGAGACAUCGUGGUGGAUGUCACUCUCUAUGGACUGAAGCGCGGACAAGCACCGCCGCCCAUCCCAGAAAACCUUGACGCUCCGCCUUCGGAUGCAGAGUUAUUGAAGUCUGGCCUAGCAACGAAGAUCAUCAGGCCUGGCAACGGCAUGGAAACUGCAGCGGAAGCUACAAAGGUGACUGUGGAGUACUAUGGCUGGACCACUGAUGGUCAGCUGUUCGAUGCUUCAACUAUGCGCGGACAAACGGUUGAACUGCAGCAAAAAAACGUACCAAAGGGUGUGUGGGAAGGCAUCCAGCUCAUGAGGGAAGGUGAAACACGAAGGCUUUGGGUUCCACCUUCCCUGGGAUAUGGGAGCCAACGAGACGACGGGGGUCCAUGCGGCAUGCUGAUCUUCGAUGUCUUCUUGCAGUCCUUUGAGAAGGGUGGCUUCUUCAGGUGA
Molecule: messenger RNA, 981 nt
Organism: Symbiodinium necroappetens
Lineage: Eukaryota; Dinophyceae; Suessiales; Symbiodiniaceae
Source: the annotation of a GenBank genome assembly